Messenger RNA from Closterium sp. NIES-67, 1335 nucleotides. The record is from the annotation of a GenBank genome assembly. NCBI's taxonomy places the organism in Eukaryota, Viridiplantae, Streptophyta, Zygnematophyceae, Desmidiales, Closteriaceae.
GUCCUCUGGGUCAUCGGUUUUUGUACAAGCUCAACCUCAGGGUUCGAUACCCAUCGCUUUUAAUUCCCUAGAGCAGCAAGUGCGGCUCUCGCUUUAAAGUACUGAAUUUUCGUUUCUUCAGGUUCGAAAGUGUUCAUCGCUGUUGAAACUCGCAUCGAAACAUAUUCGAGAGCGUGGUGGGUGAGGGAAGUGUGGUGAGCCGACAACCUCUUGUUACAACAUGGGAUCCAAUUCUUCUGCCUGGAUGAUCUUUACGGGAGUGUCUCUGCUUGGUGAAUUGAGGCGGGAGUUUCGAUUUCUUCAUAAAACUAUCCGUUGCCUCAUCCGCAUAACUCACAUCGGACCCCAGGGUUGGCCAGUAUCAAGCAAAUCGAAAGUCGGAUUGUGGCUGAAGAUAAGAUUUCCGAUUUCUACAUUAGUGUGUUGGUUGUCGGCCUUAGGAACCCCGUGGCAAGGGCAACGGGGCGACCCUUGCCUGGCAAGAUACUCAUUAGUGAUGCACAUUCUAGUAUUGCUGAGGUUCUCUUGUGGCCUGAUGUCGAAGAGGGUCCAGGCAAGCAUGGUGUCGAAGUUGUUAGGGAAGUAAUCGCGAAGCUCGAUAUUGGAAAGGUCUACAACAUGUACCACAUCAAUGCAACCAUUGGCAAAGAAAACUGGUCACGGAUUGGUGGGCUGAAGAUACAUUUCGACUGGAUCCAUCGAUGCACGUGCAUGGUGGAAACCACCAGUCCUACGAACGUCUCCAUAACCAACAUCUCCACAUCAAGCCUGAAGGAUUUUUACAACGAAAACAACCAUGCACCCAUUCCUUGCAUCGCAGUGAAGCUCGGCAUUACAUCUCUCGAUCCCAAGAGCAAAGUGCCCAAGCUGGUGACAACAAUCCAGGACUCAUCGAUGAAGAGUGUACUCCUUGCAAUCGAUCAGAUAGCGUCGACCAUUGUGGCAUGCGGUGAGGAGUAUCGUGCCAAAAACGAUGACAGUGCGUUCGUUCCUGUCCUACUGAAUGAUGUGAACGUCAAGUCUACAAUGUUUAUGACAACGGCCAAAACAGAAGUUCGUGUACUAGAAGUAGCGCGUGCAGAUUCCAUUCCUGAUGUGCCUCCGCCACAAGAGACUCUGGAAUUGGGACUUCUCCAACUACAACUAUCUUCACAAGUCUCGAGACUUAGAUUUGAGGCCCGAGUUGCUGCGAAGUGUGAUCCGAGACUUCCAGACAUCAGAUUUCCUCCAUUCAACAGAUUCGGCACAUCAAAAUGUUCUUGAUGCACUCAAGAAGCAACUGCGAGCUAAGAUACAUUUUCGGCUCGAAGAGGACCGUGUCGUAAAGACAAUACU